UUGACACGACAUACGGUACGGACGCCAUUUUGUUUGAUUCAUUUCUUACUUUUUUGCCAGCGCGUUUGCUGAGUUUACCUUUUAGCGUGGGUUUAAUUUAGUGACAUUCGUGGUGAUUUUAAGUAAUUGUAAUAUAUUUUGUUGCUGUUUGUGGUUUCCUGUACAUUCUUCAAGAUAGCGGAAGAAACUAAAAUGCCGGGCGCCGGUACUUUCAAAAUCUUCGUCGGGAAUCUUUCCGAUAAAACGACGGACGCCGAUCUUAGACCGCUGUUCGAAAAAUACGGUACAGUCGUAGAAUGCGAUAUUGUGAGAAAUUACGGUUUCGUCCACAUGGAAAAUGAACAAGUCGGUCGCGAAGCAAUUCAGAACUUAAACGGAGAGAUGGUUCAUGGUCAAGCUAUUAAAAUAGAAGCUGCGAAGAGUAGAAAGGCGCCGUCGACGCCGACCACAAAAAUAUUCGUCGGUAACCUCACAGACAAGACGCGCGCGCCCGAAGUCCGCGAGCUAUUUCAGAAGUAUGGCACGGUCGUCGAAUGCGAUAUUGUUCGUAACUAUGGAUUCGUGCAUCUGGACGCGACGGGUGACGUGAACGAAGCUAUCAAAGAGCUGAACGGUAUGGUGGUGGACGGGCAGCCCAUGAAGGUGCAGAUCUCUACGAGCCGUGUCCGGCAGCGGCCGGGCAUGGGCGACCCCGAGCAGUGCUACCGCUGCGGUCGCGGUGGACACUGGUCCAAGGAGUGCCCCAAGGCGAUGGGCCCCGACCGAAACGGUUUCCGCGAUCGGGCGUUCGGCCGCGACCCCUACCCCCCGCCGCCGCCGCCGCCGUUUCUCCGCGAUCGCAUGAUGGGAGGAUUUGGGGAUCCUUAUGAUGGAUACUACGACCGUGCCCGUUUCGACUCUCCCCGUGAGAUGUUUGAGCGCCGUUACCCAGUGGGUGGAUCCCGGGGGCUAGACAUGGGCGCGUCCCGAGGCGCUCGCGGGGACUUCGCGUCGCCGCCGCUGCGCCGCGAGCCGAUGCCGCCGAUGCCGAGCCUGCCUCCCAUGCGCAGCAGUAUGGGCGCCAUGAGGUCGUCGUAUGAUGCUAUGUUCAGCCGCCGGAGCCCCCCGCGCGGACCUCAGAUGUCCCGCGGCAUGUACGAAGACUUCAGCCGUGAUACAUUUGAUGACAGAAGGCCUGGGAUGCGCGGACCGUCGCCGUCUCGAAGAUACGCUCCGUACUAAGAACGAUUGAAGAAAAGAUUAUCUUUUCCGAUUCGUAAUUAAAUAUAGUACCUAUUUCUUGACUGUCCGAAAAUCAAUUUAUAUGACUAUUUUGUUAAAGUGGAGUGGAAUGACUGAAAAACAGAUUCUAGUUUUUAGUGUGAUUCGAAUGAAUGAUGGAUUUUAUCGUGAAGGAAUGUAAAUAAGUGAAUAAAUCUCAUUUUAAGUACA
Amyelois transitella is the source of this 1431-nucleotide messenger RNA. It is a transcript of the gene lark, whose product is annotated as RNA-binding protein lark. Gene Ontology annotation, cellular component: cytosol. The transcript has 5 exons. The record is from RefSeq and is a predicted model, not a curated record. Gene Ontology annotation, molecular function: mRNA binding; zinc ion binding. The coding region runs from base 193 to 1221 and encodes 342 amino acids. NCBI's taxonomy places the organism in Eukaryota, Metazoa, Arthropoda, Insecta, Lepidoptera, Pyralidae.